GCCCAAGAUGACCCCCUGCAGUGUGGUUUCUAAACAGAGCUGUGUUUGCCCUGAACUCCUCCUUGCUCCCUGUCAGUUUGUGGUUCCUGUUGUUAUGGGAAUAAUCACACCACUCGCUAACACCUUCCUAUAGCCUUUGCAGACUUCCUGAGAAUCAGAGAGAAAAGCUGCUUGUCUCUGCCUGGGAACUUGACAAUGUUCAGAAUUUCAGAAGCUACACACGGGUCACAGAUAGCCAUGAUUCCCAAAUAUUCCUUGAGGGGACCAUUCAGAGGGCACAUGAGUAUCAAAAGUAGUCCCUUUUCUCCUGGUUCGUCGUGCAAGCUGUCAAGUCAGUACAUCAUCCAAGACCAAAUGGCCACACAUUACAGAAAAUUGCUAUCUGCCAAAGCUGCUGUUGAUUCAUCUGCUCCAAAGAGUUUGAACACAAGCAUCAAAUACAGGGACCAGCAGAAAAGAGAGAAGCUAAUCCAAGCAGUUGAGAAAUACAAGAAAGAAAUGGUUAGAAAUCCUUCAACACCCUCAGGCCAUUCCAGGAACAUUUCCACUGAGAAUCAUAAAUGGCUACAGAGCAACCUGAAUUUGCUUUCAGGUGGAAAAAUGUCACCCUUGAAAAAAAGAGAACAUUGCCCUCUUAAUUAUUUAAAAAUGACACUUUCAGGUCAUCAGUCUCCAAUUUUAAAGUCAGAGGAGAUCAUUCAAGAUAUUGUCCAAUGGCCUUUAUCUCAGAUUUCCAAUAAAGGAAGAAAUACGAUACAGCAGCAUAGUCCACAGGUUCGCUGGUCUUAUCCCCCCCUUCCGAGCCACAGCAGGAUGAAGACGUUUCAAAUACCUUGGAAGACAGCUCUCAGUGGAGAUCUACUAGACACACAUGCAUGGUGCUUUACGAAAACCAAACAGCCUUUUACGCCCAAAGUUUUAAAAACAGCAAAUACAUCUUUCCUUUCAAGGUACAGGUAUUAUAACCAGCCAUCUAAAAAGAAAAGUCUUUCAGCUGCCACGCAACAAUAUAAAAAGCCAGCUAAGAUUUGCAGGUCUUUGGAAGAUAAAUCUCUAAGAUCUUAUGCAGAUUAUCACACACAGCACCCAAUCAAGGUUACUGUAACCUUGUUUAAUUUUGGAUGAAAUGUUAUGAGGAGUAAUAAUAUUCAUAUGUGAAGUUUUAGAAUGUGAGUGUAAUGUGAUUUUACUGAAAACAAUUGACAACAUCAUAAGAAAUACUGGUGUGUCCCCAUCCCUCUUUAAUUCUACUUUGAAGCUGCAGUAUAUAUGCAUUUUUUUUCCUACAGGAAAGUUCUAAUGAAUUAAAUGGGACUCACUUCUAUGUAGAUAUAUGCUGGAUUUGCUGUGAAAAGUAGCUGAUUGGUGCUAUUAAAUAAAAAUUAAUUAACUAAAAUGUUUAGUAAUGACAUUUGCAUAUUUAGCAUUUAAAGUAUUCACAGGCAUAUAAUGAGAUUCAUCGUCAUCAAGUAUAGGAUCUUGGUGGUGACUGUAGAGAACUAUUCUUGACCUGCAUGUUAUUCUGCAGAAGGAACAUUGAUUUCCAGGUGAAAGUCAGUCCUGGUCAGGAAGACGGUGAUCGGGCAUUCGGACAAUGUGGCGGAGUUGAUGGUGGAGGAUCAUUGCUUCUUUGCUGGUGGUCUUUGCUUCUUCCAGAACACUGACAUUUGUCUGCCUGUCUUCCCAAGAGAUUUUCAGGAUUUUCUGGAGUCAUUUCAGAAGUUGAGUGUGAUAUCUGUAGAUGGUCCACGUUUCGUAGGCAUAUAACAGGGUUGGGAGGACAAUAGUUUUGUAGACAAGCAUCUUGGUAUCCCUGUGAAUGUCGGAAAAAUGCUGUACUUGCAGAGCUCAGAUGGUGUUGUAUUUCAGUGUCAAUGUUGAUUUUUGUGGAGAGGCGGCUGCCAAGGUAGUGGAAGUGGUUUACAUUUUCUAAAGUUGUACAGUUAAACUGUAUUUUUUUCUCAAUGUUCAGUUAGAGCUUUUCAUAUGCUUCUGCAAAUGUGUUUAGAGUGGCUUGUAGGUCUUCUUCUCAAUGUGCACAAGCUACAUUAUCAUUUUCCCCAGCAUCAUUAUCUUGGAGAAGAUAAUGAUGCUGGGGAAAUGGAAGGAAAAGGGAAGAGGGGCCAACCAAGGGCAAGAUGGAUGGAUGGUAACCUUAAAGUGACUGGCUUGACCUUGAAGGAGCUGGGGGUGGUGACAGCUGACAGGGAGCUCUGGCGUGGGCUGGUACAUGAGGUCACGAAGAGUCUGAAGAAACUGAAUGAAUAAACAACAAAUACGUUAUCAUCAGCAUAUUGGAGUUCUAUAACAGAUGUUGUUGUGACCUUGGUUUUGGCUUUCUGACUGCUGAGAUUAGACAUCUUGCCAUCUGUCUGAUAGAUGAUUUUCCACACCGGUGGAAAGCUUCUCCUCAACAAGGUGCUGUAUUAUAGCGAUGAAGAUGGGGGAAUAUGGUUGGGGCAAUAACACAUCCCUGAUUGACACCUGGUUUCACCUUAAAUGGAUAACUUUGGGAGCCACUGCUUUCCAAGACUCUUGCCAUCAUGUCAUCAUGGAGGAGCUGCAAGAUCUUCACAAAUUCGUCAAAGUAUCCAAUUUUUUGGAGGAUGGAGCACUGCAAUUCACUGUGUCGAAUGCCUUUGUAAGGUCAAUGAAUGCCAUGUACAGAGGUUGAUUUUGUUCCCUGCAUUUUUCUUGGAACUGUCGCACAGUGAAGAUCAUAUCCACUGUUCCUCUGGAAUUCUGGGAGGAUGUAUUCUGAGAUAGGUAGAAGGCGGUUUGCGAUUAUUAUUGUGAGGAUUUUCCCAGAGGAGGUUAGAAGAUACCUCGAUAGUUUCCAUAGUCUGUUCUUUUCCCCUUUUUAAAAAGGAUGAUUGUGGUGGCAUAUUUGUAGUCUGCUGGGAUUUUCUCAGUAAGCCAUACUAUUUCAAUGAGCUGAUGGAGUUGUUGUCAACUCAGGUCCACCCUCUUUAAAGAUUUCAUCGGUGAUCCCAUCAGGUCUGCUGAUGGGAUUUUGUUAUUUUUUUAGUUGGCUGAUAGCUUUGCUGACUUCCUCCAAAUUAGGCAGUGCUGCAAGCUCAUCCCUGGUUUGUUGUUGCAGGAUUUGCAAGAUAACCUCUUCAACCACAUUGGAGUUGCAAUUAAGGAGAUUGUGGUAGUGCUCUUUCCAACAUAGUGCAAUUGAUCUUUUAUCCUUAAGAAGUUUGGUUCCAUCUGAUGAGUGUAAAGGGUAUAUGCCAUGAUUUCUUGGAGAAGGGCUCAUUUGGAGUGCUCUUAAAGGGCUUGGGUGUUCAUUUUAUACCUUAUCUUUCUUCCCUUGAGUUUGUGUUUGGGAGCGAUCUUGAUGGUCAUCAUAGAUCAGAUUGUCCAGCAGUCAUCAGCAUCUAUCAUGGCUCUUGUGAGGAGCACAUUGUGGCAGUCUCUGGCACGUAUAAUUACAUAGUCUAAAAGGUGCCAAUGCUUUGACCGGGAGUGCUUCCAUUAUGUCUUAAGCUUGUUUUUCUGGUGGAAGAGUGUAUUUGUGAUGAUAAAGUUGUGUUCCGCACAUUUGAUGGGAAGUAGGAUUCCAUUCAGAUUGCUGUUACCAACCCCAUCUUUUCCUUUGGUCCCUGGCCACAGGUUGCAGUUUUAUCCAGCUCUCACGGUAAAGUCACCCAGGAAGAUGAUUUUGUCCUCCUUGGGUAUCUCCUACAGGAUGUUGUCCAACUGAUAGUAAAAAAAAAUUCCUUGAUGUCUUCAUCAGCAUCUAGUGUUGGUACGUAGGCACCUAUUAUGGUUGCCUGUUGAUUUUUUGCAAGUUUUAUUCAGAGGGUUGAGAGUAGUUCAUUAAUGCCAAUGGGUGCUUCGGAUAGGUGCUUCGCCAGAUUGUUUCUGAGAGCAAAGACAACUCCAUGUAUUCUUUGUUCUUCUUCAGGCAGUCCCUUCCAGAAGAAGAUGUAGCCUCUUUUUUCUUCCUUCAAUUGUCCCUCUUCUGCUCUCCGGGUCUCCUGAAGUGCUGCUAUGUCAAUGUUAAAGGAUCCCAGCUCCCUUGCAGUUAUAGCAGUCCUGCAUUCAGGGCAUUCACUGUCUGUGUUAGUCAACAGUGUCCAUACAUUCCAGGUUCCAAAGUUCUUUUUUUUUUUUUUUUGCCGCAAGGUGGUAACCCCUCUGUAUAUGGCAGUCCAGUCAGGGAUGAGAGAGACAGGCUAUGUUUGGGGCAUCUUUUCUAGCCCUCUCCCCUUGUGGAGUGAGCAGAGUGAAUCCUAAAAAGGGCUGCUCAGUCGUGGAUACAUCUGCAAACUACUCAACUGCCUCAAACCUUAAAGUAGAGCAACUGAAUCCAUAUCCACCACCCACAUGCCAAUCUGUGACUAGGAGAUUUCACAGUCCUGCCCCUGUCACCACUCACUGAUCGCCAUGGGACUUUUGUUGGUUUAGUUUUAUUUUUCUUGGAAGACGCCUGUGCAUGAAGUUUUUUCAUUGUGUGGUGGUCAGUGCACAGCCAAUCAACACACAGUCUUCACAGAAUAAGGGUCCCGUCCAGUAGCAUGGUUAACACGAUGACGGUGGCUUCUCAUCCGUUGCAGCCUUUCUCCACCUUACAGCCAUUGCAACAUAUGCCAUAUUGUCAUCCACCUGCCUCGCUGUUGAGGUCUUCAAAUUGUGCUUGGUCUGGAUCCUCUGCUGAGGUCCCUCCUGGGACAUGACUCUGACAAUUACACCUGCAGGUUUGUUGGAACAUGCAAGCUCCUUCACCACGGCAAGGUGAUAAUCCAUCAAGGGAAGCAUAAUCCUUGAUUAUAAAUGUAAAAUAUAAUAAAUCUUGAAAGCACAGUGUUUAAAAACAUAGAAAUACUACCAGAAUUCUCACAAUCCAGCAUAUUUCUCACAAUCCAGUAAGUCAUUCUGACAAUCCAGUAAGUCAUUUAAACUCUUGUUUUAAUGACUUACUGUGUUUUAUUAUUUUUUGUACAUUGUUCAAUAUAUUUAUGCUGUUGUUUCUGUAAAUUGUGCUAGUUGGGCCUUGCCCCGUGUGAGCCGCCCCGAGUCCCCAUGGGGAGAUGGUGGCGGGGUAUAAAUAAAGUAUUAUUAUUAUUAUUAUUAUUAUUAUUAUUAUUCCAUCAAAAAGUGACUAAAAGCAAAAAAAAAACCAUGUAGCAUAAUGUGAAAUUGUAUGGGAAAAGCACACUAUUAUGUCACUUUCAAAAACCUUACACUUUAAGAAAGCUAUUAACAAGGUACUAUGAUCUUAGAGUGGGGUACUAUGAUCUUGUUACUGAGCAAUGAAGAUUAAACACACUAAGUGUGAAAAGUCUUUGUGUGUACAAUAGAAUUGCAAUUAUAUAAUAUAUAUAAUCAAUGUGCUUUUUUCAGGUUAAGGUGCAUAGGAACCAAAGCCAACCAAAGCAGGAGGCAAUAAAAUUAAUCCCCUCAAACGCCCCAUAUUCCACCUCUAGUAGUAAAAUAUGAUCAUGACAAAUUAAAUAUCUAGUAUUUGAGGCACACACAAAAUCUGCUUCCUUUAGUGGUUGAGUCACACUGCCGUAUGGUAGCGCUGGCUUGUUUACAGCUAUGAAGUACCAUCCAAGUGUUUCUGAAGUGAGAAACAAUUGAUAGGUUAUGCACCAUAAUAUUUCAUACUCAAAUGGCAUUUCUCAUAGACUUUUUGGAAGGAAGAGCUGUUCCUCAGGGAAAGAGGACAUGCCUGACCUGUUAAGAUAUAUGUAGUAAAAGGUGUUUGAGAGCUAAUGCCUGCCAAAGUAGCUAAUAACUGACCCAAGAGAAAACAGUGCUCCCUCAGAAUGAAGUCAGGAAGGAAAUGCUGGGAAUUCCAGCAUUCUAAGAGGCAACACUUUGCCCAUUCAUUCCUAGUCUAUAUUCACACUUCCUAUGGAUUUUUCAUUGGCUAAUUUGGAUUUAUUAUGUGAGGAAGCCUAAUGACUUUGAACUGACUUCGUAAAUAACUAUGUUAUACUGGAGCUGUCCAAGUGCUGAAUUUCUGGAAUGAUGGAUGUUUUAAAAAUGUGGCCUGCAUUAAAAGAGGAGAAGAUUGAUCUUUCAGGUCUGGGCACUCAUUUUCUCCCAUUCCUAGCUGGCAACAGAGUUUACUCGUUUAACUUAAAGGUUCUUUUAGAUGUACUGCACUCCCACAAUGUGGGCAAAACGUUAGGGGAAGAAAGAGAUAGAAAGAGCAUGUUUCAUUGGGAGCAGAGAAGAAGUGGCAAGCCAAUAUUGCUUUUCUAUGUUGCCAUAUUAUUUGGUUAGCCAGGUUCUAACACAGUGGUUCUCAACCUGGGGUCCCCAGAUGUUUUUGGCCUACAACUCCCAGAAAUCCCAGCCA
Anolis carolinensis (green anole) is the source of this 6319-nucleotide messenger RNA. RefSeq names its product spermatogenesis-associated protein 7 homolog. Bases 196 to 1125 code for a protein of 309 amino acids. Gene Ontology annotation, cellular component: rod photoreceptor outer segment; axoneme; ciliary basal body. Lineage: Eukaryota; Metazoa; Chordata; Lepidosauria; Squamata; Anolidae. The transcript is spliced from 7 exons. The record is from RefSeq and is a predicted model, not a curated record. Gene Ontology annotation, biological process: protein localization to photoreceptor connecting cilium; photoreceptor cell maintenance; protein localization to photoreceptor outer segment.